AUGCUACUGAAGAAGAAAGAAGAGUGUAUGAAGAAAAUUCGAGAACUAGGAUCACUUCCCCAAGAAGCAUUUGAAAAAUACCAGACACUGAGCCUUAAACAAUUGUUUCAAAAACUUGAACAGUGCAACACAGAAUUGAAGAAAUACAGCCAUGUCAACAAAAAAGCUUUAGAUCAGUUUGUAAAUUUCUCUGAGCAAAAAGAAAAGUUAAUAAAGAGACAAGAAGAGUUGGGUAGAGGGUACAAAUCAAUCAUGGAACUGAUGAACGUCCUUGAACUUAGCAAAUACGAAGCUAUUCAGUUAACUUUCAAACAGGUAUCCAAGAACUUCAGCGAAGUAUUCCAGAAGUUGGUACCUGGUGGCAAAGCAACUUUGGUGAUGAAGAAAGGAGAUGUGGAGGGCAGUCAGUCUCAGGAUGAAGGAGAAGGGAGUGGUGAAAGUGAACGGGGUUCUGGGUCACAGAGCAGUGUCCCAUCAGUUGACCAGUUCACUGGAGUUGGAAUUAGGGUGUCAUUUACUGGAAAACAAGGUGAAAUGAGAGAAAUGCAACAGCUUUCAGGUGGACAGAAAUCCUUGGUAGCUCUUGCUCUGAUUUUUGCCAUUCAGAAAUGUGACCCAGCUCCUUUUUACUUGUUUGAUGAGAUUGACCAGGCUCUGGAUGCUCAGCACAGAAAGGCUGUGUCAGAUAUGAUUAUGGAACUGGCUGUACAUGCUCAAUUUAUUACAACUACUUUUAGGCCUGAGCUGCUUGAGUCAGCUGACAAAUUCUAUGGUGUAAAGUUCAGAAACAAGGUUAGUCAUAUUGAUGUGAUCACAGCAGAGAUGGUUAAAGACUUUGUAGAAGAUGAUACUACUCACGGCUAA
Messenger RNA from Manis pentadactyla (Chinese pangolin), 864 nucleotides. Its product is annotated as structural maintenance of chromosomes protein 3-like. Gene Ontology annotation, molecular function: cohesin loader activity; double-stranded DNA binding. The coding region runs from base 1 to 864 and encodes 287 amino acids. NCBI's taxonomy places the organism in Eukaryota, Metazoa, Chordata, Mammalia, Pholidota, Manidae. Gene Ontology annotation, biological process: mitotic sister chromatid cohesion. The record is from RefSeq and is a predicted model, not a curated record. The transcript has a single exon.